Molecule: messenger RNA, 402 nt
Organism: Heterostelium album PN500
Lineage: Eukaryota; Evosea; Eumycetozoa; Acytosteliales; Acytosteliaceae
Product: CDGSH iron-sulfur domain-containing protein
Exons: 2
Coding region: 1-402 (133 amino acids)
Cellular component (GO): intracellular membrane-bounded organelle
Molecular function (GO): 2 iron, 2 sulfur cluster binding
Source: RefSeq, a predicted model, not a curated record
AUGUCUGAAUCACAAGUACCAGCAAAGCAAUGGGAUAUUGCACCAGAGAACUUCUCACUACAAGGACCAAUCAAGGUCGAUGUCUCCGAGGGUGACAAGUGGAUCUGCCGUUGCGGUCACUCAAAGAACUACCCAUACUGCGACAGCUCUCACAAGGAGUACAAUCAACAACACUUCACUUCGUUCAGUCCAUUGAAAGUCGCUCAAGAGCAAGACAAAGUUGUUUGGGUCUGUCGUUGUGGACACUCUAAAGAUGCUCCAUUCUGCGAUGGUACACAUAAUACUCUCCGUAAAAUUAAAGAAAAAGAAGCAAAUCAAAUUCAAUCUUAUCUUAUUUGGGGUGGUCUUACAACAGUUCUAGCUUGUGUAUUCGUUGGUGCUGCUAACUAUCUCAGUAAAUAA